This is a messenger RNA of Caenorhabditis sp. 36 PRJEB53466, 1251 nucleotides long. NCBI's taxonomy places the organism in Eukaryota, Metazoa, Nematoda, Chromadorea, Rhabditida, Rhabditidae. The record is from the annotation of a GenBank genome assembly.
AUGAAUCAACCGAUGUGCGAUUUGAUCGCAGAAAUUGAAAAAUUGACGAAAAGCCGACAAAUUGGAAUAAACUGGAACGAUAUUCCGACCGAAAUUAAGAUGAAAUGCGUCGGAAAAAUGGAUUUUAAGACUGGGUAAGUCAUUUUUUCAUAUUGCUUCUUGAAAACCGUUAAAAAGCGUUCAGAAGCCGUCUACGAAUCUGCUCAAAAACCGACAAUUAUAUCACCGACGCGACGAAAUGCUCUAUCGAUCGUGUUUUUCUCGACGCGUCGCCCGAACACUUACAGAUCACAGUCGCUGUUGACAAAUUCCGCGACGAAUUCACAGUCGCCGAUUCAGAUCAGGCCGUUCAGUGCCUCAAACAAGUUCUAAAACGCGGAAAAAUUGAUCAAUUUUGGAUCCACACGCAAAACAUGAAGAACGAGGAUCUAAAAAUGAUCUCUAUUGUGGAUAUUGUCAACUCGACGCCGUCGCUCUGCAUCAAUUACUUUGCUUUUUCGCUGGAUCACGCGCUGGAUGUUAAAAUUGCAAUUUUGGAGAAAUCCGGUCAGAACCUGGACGAAUUCGGAAUUGAACUCUUGUCCGGAGGUUGUAAGUCUAGGCUGGAAGACGUUGCCAAACUUCCAAAGGUAUAAUUGUUUAUGGGGUUCAGGCCGUGAAAAAAAUGAUUUUUUUCCGUUUUUUUUUUCGUUUUUUACGUCAAAAAAUCCAAGUCAGCGAUGUAAAAAAACGAAAAAAAAGGAAACAAACAUACGCUGAACAGCCCCAUUAUUUUAGAAUAUGCUUUCCAACUGUUUUAAAAUAUGCGAGUUUUCAGGUCUUGGCAGCCAAAAACAUAAAUUUGACGUCAGACCAAAAUGGCUUUUGCCUGAUAACUAACGAAGUGGCCGCGUACAUCGUCGAUAAAUGGAUCGAAAUGGACGCGAAAAUCGGAGGGUCACUCACUAUGGUUGCGGGAAUUUCGCUGGAAAUUUUUGAGCAUUACUAUAAGGAUAGAAUUAUGUCAGUCUAAAAAUGCUGGAUGAAUUCCAUUACAAGUAUUUUAUUUUCAGUACGAAAAACGUCGAGAUGGAGACAAUUCGCAUUAGAACGGAGAAUCCCGAAAAGCACAUUCUGAUCAGGAACGCCGGAUUCGGUGAAUGCAGCAUUGUUCCGCACGACUACGACGAUUCGGCGUGCUUCGAGAAGCUGUUCGCAGAGCUGCUCAAAAGCGAACAUUACAACAUGGUGGCGUUUCCCGAGGAGGACUGA